This is a messenger RNA of Spinacia oleracea (spinach), 3414 nucleotides long. Its product is annotated as 4-alpha-glucanotransferase DPE2. Gene Ontology annotation, molecular function: 4-alpha-glucanotransferase activity; starch binding. The transcript has 23 exons. NCBI's taxonomy places the organism in Eukaryota, Viridiplantae, Streptophyta, Magnoliopsida, Caryophyllales, Amaranthaceae. The coding region runs from base 278 to 3190 and encodes 970 amino acids. Gene Ontology annotation, biological process: carbohydrate metabolic process. The record is from RefSeq and is a predicted model, not a curated record.
UAAUUUCAUUUUUUGUGUCCUUCCUUAUUUUCCCCUGAAUUCGAGAUCCUCAAAUUCUGGAAUCUUCAUUUUCUCUCUCCUCUCCAUUCGCUAAUUAUUGCCAACCCCCACCGCCGGAGAUUUUUAUUUUCUUUUUGUUGCAAGAACACAUUUUUAUAUUUUUAAUACCCUCAAAAUUUUGGAAUUUAGGCUUAGAAAGAAGCCCAAUAUCUUCAGUCAUUGUACUAAAACAAAAGGUUAUUGGUGGCAAAGCUGAAGCUUUCUGAUUUUGGGAGAAAUGGUGAAUUUGGGAUUGUUUUCCAGUGAAAAUGGAGUAAAAUCAGUGAGUGUUAAUUUUAGAAUACCAUACUUUACUCAAUGGGGUCAAAGCCUUCUUGUGUGUGGGUCGGUUCCAUCACUUGGUUCAUGGAAUGUAAGAAGGGGUCUACUAUUGAGCCCCACGAGUCAAGGUAGUGAACUUAUAUGGGGUGGAACUAUCGAGGUUUCCAGUGGGUGCGAAUGCGAAUACAGUUACUAUGUGGUGGAUGAUGAUAAGAAUAUACUGAGGUGGGAAAUGGGGAAGAAGAGGAAGCUUUUGUUGCCAAGUAGUAUACAAGAUGGGGAAAUUGUUGCGUUUCAUGAUCUUUGGCAGGCUGGUUCAGAUACUCUACCUUCUAGUAGUGCAUUCAAGGAUGUCAUUUUUCGUAAUAGUUCAAGCUUGACCGUUGAGAGACCCCUUGGUGUUCUACAGAAUAAAUUAGGUCUUGAAGAUUCAGUCCUCGUAAAUUUUAAAAUUUGCUGUCCGAACCUAGACGAAGGGACAUCUGUUUAUGUGAUAGGCAGUCCUCAAAAGCUGGGACAGUGGAAGACUGAAGGUGGUCUAAAGCUCAGUUAUGCAGGUGACUCGGUUUGGCAGGCGGACUGUGUGAUAGGAAAAGAGGAUUUCCCCUUAAAAUACAGAUAUGGAAAAUAUGACAAGGCUGGAAAGUUUGCAAUUGAGAUAGGGACAAAUAGAAAGCUUUUAGUGGAAUCAUUGAGUAACCAAGCAAGAUACAUCUUUCUCUCAGAUGGGAUGAUGAGGGAAAUGCCAUGGCGGGGUUCUGGCAUGGCAAUCCCUAUGUUCUCAGUUCGUUCAGAAGAGGAUCUCGGAGUUGGGGAGUUUCUUGACUUGAAGCUAGUUGUUGACUGGGCUGUUGCCUCAGGUUUCCAUUUAGUUCAACUUUUGCCAAUUAAUGACACCUCUGUACAUGGGAUGUGGUGGGAUUCAUACCCUUACAGCUCUCUUUCAGUGUUUGCAUUGCAUCCCUUGUAUCUGAGAGUUCAAGCACUUUCAGAAAAUAUUCCUGAAGAAAUUAAGCUAGAGAUUGUGAAGGCAAAAGAAAGACUGGAUGUGAAGGAUGUUGAUUAUGAGGCUACAAUGGCUACCAAGCUUUCCAUUGCUAAGAAGAUUUUCUCCCUGGAAAAGGACCUGACACUCAAGUCUAGUUCCUUCCAGAAAUUCUUUCUUGAGAAUGAGGAGUGGCUGAAACCGUAUGCAGCCUUCUGUUUUUUGCGGGAUUUCUUUGAAACCUCGGAUCAUAGUCAGUGGGGUCGUUUCUCUGAUUUUUCAAAAGAGAAGCUUGAGAAACUCGUCUCAGACGACAGUCCUCACUACAACAUUGUUUGUUUUCACUAUUACAUACAAUACCAUUUGCAUUUACAACUGUCAGAGGCUGCUGAACAUGCAAGGAAAAAAGGAGUGGUGUUGAAAGGAGACCUCCCAAUUGGUGUCGACAGAAAUAGUGUCGAUACCUGGGUCUAUCCAAAUUUGUUUCGGAUGAACACAUCAACUGGAGCUCCACCUGAUUAUUUUGAUAAAAAUGGGCAGAAUUGGGGUUUUCCAACUUAUAAUUGGGAGGAAAUGUCAAAAGACAAUUAUGGAUGGUGGCGUGGCCGUUUGACUCAGAUGGCGAAGUACUUUACAGCUUUUAGAAUUGAUCAUAUAUUGGGCUUCUUUAGAAUUUGGGAACUACCAGAGCAUGCUGUUACUGGACUAGUCGGAAAGUUCAGACCAUCAAUUCCCUUAAGCCAGGAAGAGCUUGAAAAAGAGGGGAUAUGGGACUUUGACCGAUUGAGUCGUCCAUACAUCCGACAAGAGUUUUUGGAGGAGAAAUUUGGUUCUUCUUGGACAAUUGUUGCAGCUCUUUUCCUAAACGAAUGUCAAAAAGGGCAUUAUGAGUUUAAGGAAGAUUGCAACACUGAGAAGAAGAUAGCUUCCAAGCUCAAGGAUAGCACAGGGAAAUCAUUGUUGCUUGGAAGUGAAGCUGAACUAAGGAUCAAUCUGUUUGAUCUUCUGCGGAAUAUAGUUUUGAUCAGAGAUCCAGAGGAUACUAGCAAAUUCUAUCCUCGUUUCAAUCUUGAGGACACUACAAGUUUUACAGAUCUAGAUGAUCACAGUAAAAAUGUUCUGAGAAGAUUGUAUUAUGAUUAUUAUUUCCAUCGGCAAGAAAACCUUUGGCGGCAAAAUGCUAUGAAGACUCUGCCAGUCCUCUUGAAUUCAUCAGAUAUGUUGGCUUGUGGUGAAGAUUUAGGGAUGAUUCCUUCUUGUGUUCAUCCUGUCAUGCAAGAGCUUGGCUUGAUAGGCUUACGGAUUCAGCGUAUGCCAAAUGAGCCUGAUUUGGAAUUCGGCAUUCCAUCCCAGUAUGGGUACAUGACAGUAUGUGCUCCCUCAUGUCAUGACUGCUCUACUAUGCGUGCUUGGUGGGAAGAAGAUGAAGAGAGAAGGCGUCGGUUUUGCAAGACCGUGAUGGGAUCAAAUAAACUACCACCCAGCAAAUGCAUUCCAGAGAUUGCUUAUUUUAUCAUCCGUCAGCAUGUUGAAUCCCCUUCAAUGUGGGCUAUUUUCCCUCUCCAGGAUUUAUUGGCCUUGAAGAAUGAGUACACAACUCGCCCUGCAACAGAGGAGACGAUUAAUGAUCCCACGAAUCCUAAACAUUACUGGAGAUUCCGCUCCCAUGUCACUUUAGAAAUGUUGCUGAAGGACCAGGAAUUGAAGACCGCCAUUAAAGAACUUGUUCGUAGCAGUGGGAGAUCAUAUCCUCAUGAUGAUGACGAAACAGUAGCAGUUUCAAACAAAGGGAAUGAGCCGCCUGCAGUAGCUUCAAAAAUAGUCCAACCAAAUGGUGCCUCGCAAGAAGAAGAAGAGGAUGCAGUUGCAGUGGCGGUUUUGUAAGAGCAAGUAGGGAAGUUUGCCCUUUCUCACUAGGAAAUUGUUAUUAGGGAUGCAUGUCUGUGUCAACCAGUUUUAUCACCAUUAUCCUACGCUGUUUAGUGAUACCGAGCCCUAAAAAUGGGCAAAAGCCCGAACAAUCAUGUGGUAAUAAUUUGUAAGAUAAUAUGGUGUUUCUACCUAUGAUUUUUGAUGGAAUUGAAUAAAAUUUUGUAACUUUGGUCUAA